Messenger RNA from Cucurbitaria berberidis CBS 394.84, 2080 nucleotides. Its product is annotated as uracil permease. Gene Ontology annotation, cellular component: plasma membrane. Bases 232 to 1845 code for a protein of 537 amino acids. The record is from RefSeq and is a predicted model, not a curated record. The transcript is spliced from 3 exons. Lineage: Eukaryota; Fungi; Ascomycota; Dothideomycetes; Pleosporales; Cucurbitariaceae. Gene Ontology annotation, biological process: nucleobase transport; transmembrane transport. Gene Ontology annotation, molecular function: nucleobase transmembrane transporter activity.
ACGUUCCAUCGUUCAAGCGACAAAGGGUUUUUCUUCUCCAGCUCCAUCAUGGAGAAGGUCAAGCGUUCCAAGGUGGCUUACUGGGGUAGCAAGCUCGCUGUGGAGAGUGAACCCAACCUCACCACCGCCCAGCUUAUGCUGUUCAACCACGAUCUCAAACCUGUUUGUAUCACUUAUAUAGGAACAUGAGACUACCUGCUAAGCGGUCAAGGUUGAACCUGCGCGUCGACAAUGGGGUGCCUGGAACUUUGUGGGUUUCUGGGUUGGUGUGUCAUAUGUACUCAAUUCGGAUCUGGACAUGGUCUAAUUCUCUUCGCAGCCGAUUCUUUCAACAUCAACACUUGGAUGAUUUCCUCAGCAAACAUUGUUGACGGUCUUUCAUGGUGGCAGUCAUGGAUUUGCGUCUGGCUUGGAUACACAAUCGCUGCUUGCUUCGUCUGCAUGACUGGCCGAAUCGGCGCAAUGUACCACAUUUCUUUCCCCGUCGUCAAUCGAGCUUCAUUCGGCGUCUGGGGCGCGCUAUGGCCAGUCUUCAACCGCGCAGCCAUGGCAUGCAUCUGGUACGGUGUACAGGCUUGGAUCGGAGGCACCUGCGUCUAUCUGAUGAUCCGAGCCAUCUGGAGCAACUGGCGCGAUGAAGAUGCGUUUGGUGGUGUCAAGAACGGAAUUCCUAGCUCCGGAACCACAACGGUGCACUUCGUAUCCUUCUUCUUCUUCUGGCUGGGCUCCCUCCCAUUCAUCUACCCCCCAGUUCACAAGAUUCGGCAUCUGUUCACUGUCAAGGCAUAUUUUGUGCCAACGGCGGGUGUCGCCUUCUUCAUCUGGGCUGUCGUCCGCGCUAAGGGAAUUGGUCCCAUCGUCCACCAGUCUGGUACAGCAAAGGGAUCUGCUCUCGGUUGGCUCAUGGUCCGCGGAAUCAUGUCGGCCAUCGCCAACUUUGCGACCCUAAUUGUCAACGAUCCCGAUUUUUCUCGUUUUGCUCGCAAGCCCUCAGACGCGUUUCUGCCACAGCUGAUCACUAUCCCCGUUGGAUUUGCCAUCACUUCCUUCAUCGGAAUCAUCGUGUCCUCAUCGUCGACUGUGAUCUUCGGCAAAGCUAUCUGGAACCCCCUGGACCUGCUAGAGGCAUUCCUAAAGGAAGGCGGCUCUGGUCAACGAUUCGGCGUCUUCAUUAUUGCUGCUGCCUUUACGCUUGCACAGCUUGGUACCAACAUUGCAGCCAAUUCCAUUUCCGCCGGUACCGACAUGACAGCCCUCGCCCCGCGAUGGAUCAGCAUUCGCCGUGGUGGAUACGUUUGCGCGUUCGUUGGUCUCGUCAUGUGCCCCUGGAAGCUCCUCUCAUCGUCAAACAACUUCACCACCUACCUGUCAGCUUACUCAGUCUUCCUCUCCUCCAUUGCAGGCGUCAUGAUCUGCGACUACUACUGGGUGCGUAAGGGCUACCUACAGAUUAAAGACCUGUACUCUGGCAAGAAAACCGGUCCAUACUACUACACAUUCGGCUUCCACUGGCGCGGUUACGCCGCCUACAUCGCGGGAAUCCUCAUCAACGUCGUCGGAUUCGCAGGUGCCAUUGGCAAACCAGUCCCCAUUGGCGCGAAACGCAUCUACGAUCUCAAUUUCUUCGCGGGCUUCCUCGUUGCUUCUCUCACGUACUAUGCGCUCUGCAAAAUCUCGCCUAUCCCCGCAACGAGCGACACGUGGAUGGAAGUCGGUGAUGAGAUUACUGAUGUCUCGGUUGCGUAUCAAGAUAGUGAUGCUGAUCGGUAUGAUGAGGAGGUCAUGCAUGGAGGCAGUGGGAAGCACGCGCCAAUGGGCGAGGCGAUGCACUCGAAGAACUUCUAAGGAUGGGUUUGCAGCUCUAGAGAUUUUUGAACACGGUGGUGCAUUGUUUUUUAAAAUGCGUUAUGAGAUAUCAUGUUGUACGCGCUGGAGUCGAAGUUGCUACCGAUUUUUACCUGGAGAUACCAGACCAGUCGACGGGUCACGAUCGAUCACUGUUCCCGUAAUGCCUCUAUUCCUUCUUACUACAUUCACAUUUGACUUCCUUCGCUUAUCGCUGGCGUGCACGUCACAGCAC